Molecule: messenger RNA, 1337 nt
Organism: Protobothrops mucrosquamatus (brown spotted pit viper)
Lineage: Eukaryota; Metazoa; Chordata; Lepidosauria; Squamata; Viperidae
Product: zinc finger protein 239-like
Exons: 1
Coding region: 204-1331 (375 amino acids)
Biological process (GO): regulation of transcription by RNA polymerase II
Cellular component (GO): nucleus
Molecular function (GO): DNA-binding transcription activator activity, RNA polymerase II-specific; RNA polymerase II cis-regulatory region sequence-specific DNA binding
Source: RefSeq, a predicted model, not a curated record
GAAAUAUUUUUGACGACCUCAUGAAUCCAAGAAUAUCAGUGUUAGAAAAAUCCCACCGACUGCCUAUUUUGGGAAAAACAUGGAUUGCAGAUCACACCUGAUUUUUGCAUGAGUCCAUCCACCCCUUGAAAACCCAUGCAAAUGUUUGGACUGUGGCAAAAGCUUUACUCAGAACAGCACUCCCAUUAUUCAUAGAAGGACCGAUGCAGGAGGAGCAGCUCCACCAGUGCUCCCAGGGUGGGAAAAGAUUUAGCAUGCACACCAAUCUGGUGAGACACAAGAGAACUCAUACUGGGGAGAAACGCUUUGAAUGUCCCGUUUGUGGGAAAAGUUUCAGUCAGAAUUCCCACCUGGUGAUACACCAGAGAACUCACACGGGAGAGAAACCAUAUGAGUGUCCAGAUUGUGGGAAAAGUUUCAGUCACAAUUGCAAGUUGGUGAUUCACCAGAGGACUCACACGGGAGAGAAACCAUAUGAGUGUCCUGAUUGUGGAAAAGGUUUCAGUCAGAAUUCCCACCUGUUGAGUCACCAGAGGACUCACACGGGAGAGAAACCAUUCAAGUGUCUGGAUUGUGGGAAAAGAUUCAGUCAGAAUUCUAAUCUGGUGAUACACCAGAGAACUCACACAGGAGAGAAACCGUAUGAGUGUCUACAUUGUGGAAAAAGAUUCCGUGAGAAUUCUAGCCUGGUGGUACAUGAGAGAACUCACACAGGAAUAAAACCAUUCAAGUGUCUGGAUUGUGGGAAAAGUUUCAAUCGUAAAUCCCGCCUAGUGAUACACCAGAGGAUUCACACGGGAGAGAAGCCGUAUGAGUGCCCAGAGUGUGGAAAAGGUUUCACUUCCUAUUCCUCCCUGUUUAGUCAUCAGAGGACUCAUACAGGAGACAAACCAUAUGAGUGCCCAGAUUGUGGAAAGGAUUUCUCUUGGAAAGGUGACAUGGUGAAACAUCGGUCUACUCACAUAGAAGAGAAAUCAUAUAAAUGUCGUGAUUGUGGGAAAUGUUUCGGUCAGAAUUCCUACCUGGUGAAACACCAGAGGAUUCACAUGGAAGAGAAAACACAUAAGUGUGUAGAUUGUGGGAAAAUUUUCAGAUGGAAUUAUCAGCUGGUGAUACACCAGAGGACUCACACAGGAGAGAAGCCGUAUGAGUGUCCAGAUUGUGGGAAAGAUCUCAGUAGUAGGACCAGCCUUAUAAAUCAUGUAAGGUUACACACAGGAGAGAAACUAUUCAAAUGCCCAGAUUGUGGAAAAUGUUUCACAUAUCAUACUACCUUUUUCAGACACAAGAAAUUACACAGGCAAAAUUUGAUGAGUGUAGAGGAAUGUUGAAUUUCA